CAUCAGAUACAUGCACAUCACUAGUCAAUAGUUUUUCAUUGACGUUGCUUGAUGUCCUAUCGGUUUUCCAAUUACAUUUUAUAAUAAAUAAAUGAUAAAUACAAGUAUUCAAUUUACGUUAUAGCCGAGUACAUUUCGGUAAAAAUGGCUAACUGUGGCGAAUUUCUUAAAAGUCAGUUUCCAUUGAUUGAUGACGAGUUGAAAAAAUAUGUUGAAGACAUAUUGGAUAACAGUGCCGGAGAAUUCGAAGAUACAGAGGAAGUUUAUGAAGCAGUAGGAGAAGUUUUACAAGGAAUAUCUGAAAAGUCAGAAGAAGAUAUCAGGGAAAUAUGUGAGCAACUAUUGGAUAUGUUACAACCAGAAAAAACGAAUAGCACAAAUGGACCAAGAAAAAUACUAAAUAAACCCAUUCACAUGGCUUCUAUGCAAAAUAAUGUGCAGGAAACAGAUGAUGUUAAGAGUAUCUGGUUACCAACGAGAGAUGACAGUUUGAAAGUUGAUGCAAAAAAGUUAGAAAAAGCAGAAGCAAAGUUGCAGCAGAAACAACAGAAACAUAAAGAUGCAAAGCUUCCCGUUGCUGCACCAGUGUUACAAACUGCUACAGCUUCACAAGUCACAUCAAAGAAAGAUAGCAAACUUGAAGCUAAAGGCACCAAUAGAACUCAAGACAUAAGGAUAGAAAACUUCGACAUUGCUUAUGGGGACAGAGUAUUGUUACAAGGGGCAGACUUGGUUCUUGCAUGUGGAAGACGGUAUGGCCUUGUGGGACGUAACGGUCUAGGCAAGACGACACUACUGCGUUUGAUAUCAAGCAAGCAAUUGAAGAUACCUUCACACAUCUCCAUAUUACACGUAGAACAAGAAGUAGUCGGAGAUGACACAAUAGCCCUACAGAGUGUCCUAGAGUGUGAUACAGUUAGAGAGAAUUUGUUGAAAAGAGAGAAAGAAAUUACAGCUGCUAUUAAUAAUGGUUCAACAGAUCCAAAUCUAUCGGCAGAAUUAACUGAAGUGUAUGCACAGUUAGAGAACAUUGAGGCAGAUAAGGCUCCAGCACGAGCAUCAAUAAUUCUCAGUGGUUUAGGAUUCACGCCUGAAAUGCAGUCUCGUGCGACGAAAACAUUCUCAGGAGGUUGGAGAAUGAGAUUGGCACUUGCGAGGGCUUUGUUUUCGAAACCUGAUCUUUUAUUACUCGAUGAGCCUACUAACAUGUUGGACAUAAAAGCCAUCAUCUGGUUAGAAAAUUAUCUACAGAACUGGCCCACAACACUGCUUGUUGUCUCUCACGACAGGAACUUUUUGGAUACUGUACCUACAGACAUAAUGCAUUUACAUACUCAAAGGAUUGACACAUACAGAGGAAACUACGAGCAGUUCCACAAGACUAAGACGGAAAAACUAAAGAAUCAGCAGCGGGAAUACGAGGCUCAGCAGCAGCACCGAGCCCACACACAGGAGUUCAUCGACCGCUUCCGGUACAACGCCAACCGUGCCUCCUCCGUGCAGAGCAAAAUCAAAAUGCUAGAGAAGCUGCCAGAGUUAAAACCAGUAGAGAAAGAAAUCGAUGUAGUACUUCGGUUUCCAGAGACAGAACCGCUCUCUCCUCCAAUAUUACAACUGAAUGAAGUCGGGUUUUACUAUUCAAAGGAUAAAGUAAUUUUUUCAAAUGUUAAUCUUGGAGCAACUCUUGAAUCUAGGAUAUGUAUCGUGGGCGACAACGGCGCGGGUAAGACGACGCUGCUGAAGAUAAUAAUGGGCAUCCUGUCGCCCAGCAGCGGCACCCGCAGCGUGCACCGCGGCCUGAAGUUCGGCUACUUCUCGCAGCACCACGUGGACCAGCUCGACAUGCGCGCGCACUCCGUCGAGCUGCUGCAGCACACCUACCCGGGUAAAACCAUAGAAGAGUACAGAAGACAGCUGGGCAGUUUCGGCGUGAGCGGUGAUUUAGCGCUGCAAACUAUUGGUAGCUUAUCUGGAGGUCAGAAGUCGAGAGUGGCGUUCGCACUGAUGUGUAUGGGCAACCCCAACUUCCUAGUACUUGACGAGCCUACUAACCACUUGGACAUUGAGACAAUAGAAGCUUUAGGAAAGGCGAUUAAUAAGUAUACUGGUGGAGUAAUACUCGUAUCUCACGAUGAAAGAUUAAUACGAAUGGUUUGUAAGGAGCUUUGGGUGUGCGGCGGGGGCUCUGUAGUCAGCAUCGAGGGAGGGUUCGAUGAAUACCGCAAGAUAGUAGAGAGGGAGCUCGAGGCGCAGAAUAAAUAGGAUAAUAGAACAAUUCCGUUAUAUGCAUAAUCCUACCGUCCACGGAAAAAGUAACCUGUACACGUAUUUGACACUGUUGCUAUUGGACAAUGGGGAAAUUAAUUUUAAACGCAUUUAUUAUUAUGGCGUCCUUAUUAAGUGAAUGUUGUAUGAUUUAUACAUUUUUCAAAUUGUAAAAUGAUUCCCCUUUCUUCUUAAAUUUAUCAUAAAAUAUAUCAGUAGCAACAUCACUGGCAAUGUCAGUAGUGACGUCAAGCAGAGAAUAUGUCCAUACGUUACUUUUUUCCUAGACGGCAGAAUCUGUGAUUGCUAAUGUAAAAAGUACCACUAAAUUAUAAUUAUGUAAUAUAUGCGUCGUGUUGUCUUUAUUUAAAUUAACUCGUUUAUAGCCGUUGAGUAAAGGAGAAUGAAAAACUGAUAAUAUUUAA
Messenger RNA from Melitaea cinxia (Glanville fritillary), 2690 nucleotides. Its product is annotated as ATP-binding cassette sub-family F member 3. Bases 145 to 2262 code for a protein of 705 amino acids. The record is from RefSeq and is a predicted model, not a curated record. Lineage: Eukaryota; Metazoa; Arthropoda; Insecta; Lepidoptera; Nymphalidae. Gene Ontology annotation, molecular function: ATP binding; ATP hydrolysis activity. The transcript has 12 exons.